Molecule: messenger RNA, 1759 nt
Organism: Baudoinia panamericana UAMH 10762
Lineage: Eukaryota; Fungi; Ascomycota; Dothideomycetes; Mycosphaerellales; Teratosphaeriaceae
Exons: 1
Coding region: 145-1707 (520 amino acids)
Biological process (GO): protein import into peroxisome matrix
Cellular component (GO): cytosol; peroxisomal membrane
Molecular function (GO): ATP binding; ATP hydrolysis activity
Source: RefSeq, a predicted model, not a curated record
CCUGCUGCGGUAUUGAUCCAGUCAUCGCCCCGUAAGGCUUCCACAUCAUACUCAGAAACGUAUAAAGUAGGUACCCGAUUCCGUACAAACCCCUGUUAGCUGCUCAUCGCGUCCUGCGCGCUUCAUCCUGUAUCUGUUCUUGAAAUGGGUCAUUACGGGACGGAAGGACUUACCCUCCAUUCAGGGACCCACGGCGAACAGGUGCCGGUCUUUGAGGCCUUCCAGGCACACUGCUCCGGCAAGCGAAUCAAUACCGAGUUCCAGACUCUCGAAGCUGUUCGCUCGCUCCACCCAGACAAGCACGUCACCGUGGUACAGCCCCAUGCGGCCGACCUUCACGGCUUUGCAAAGGCAGGUCAUGCUAAACUCCGGUUGACCACAUCCGGAAACAGCUUUCAAGCCCAGCGGACGUAUGAAGCGCCGCAGACACGUUUGCAGGGCGGCGAUGGCAGGCUUGGAGACAGUGUGCAGUUCGGUCUUUUCGAAUACGCGUGGAAAGGCCAUACCUUCCAGUUCUACGACAUCGCAUGGCCAGAUCCUUACAGGGGUCAACUUAGGCUGUACUACAUACUCUCCGCAAGAGAGGGCGAGGGUUCUCGCUACUCUGAGGCUGCUGACAGCGUGCUCAAAGCCUGCGGGCAGUGGUCAAAAGAGCUUCAUGAGGAGAUCUAUGUCUUUGACGCUGGCUGCUGGAAGAAAAGCAGCGAUCUUUGGAAGGCCGUACAGUCUUCAUACUGGGACGAUGUCAUUCUCGAUCCUGCCAUGAAGCAGACGCUUGUAGAUGAUGUCCACAGCUUCUUCGACAGUCGCGCUAUCUACCAAGAGUAUGCUGUUCCCUGGAAACGCGGUGUUAUCUUCCACGGCACUCCCGGCUGUGGGAAAACAAUCAGCAUCAAGGCGCUCAUGAACAGCUUGCUGAAGGAGAACGUGGCGCCAUUGUACGUGAAGUCAUUCGAUGCCUGCAAUGGCCCGCAGUACUCCAUCCGAAAUAUCUUCUCGCAGGCGAGAAGCAUGGCACCAUGCCUGCUCAUAUUCGAAGACCUCGAUUCACUCGUCAAAGACGAAGUCCGAUCCUACUUUCUCAACGAGGUCGACGGGCUGGAGAGCAACGACGGCAUCCUCAUGAUCGGCAGCACCAACCACCUCGAGCGACUUGACUCUGGGAUCAGUAAACGCCCGUCUCGUUUCGACCGCAAAUAUCACUACAAGCUGCCCGGCGAGCGUGAGCGGAUUCUAUACUGCGAGUACUGGCGCAACAAGCUCAAGCGUAACAGCAACGUCGACUUUACUGACGAGGUUGGCGAGAUUGUCGCAAAGCUUACAGCUGGCUUCAGCUUUGCAUACAUGAAGGAGUUGUUCGUGCAAACACUUCUUGCCAUCGUCGGUGGCAGAGCGGAUGCUGAAGACGACACAUUUGAUAGCGCCCUCUCCGAGGCUGCAGAGUCUACGAAGGCUGUCGAGAUAUCUGCCAAGCUACUGAAGGAUGACGAGGCAGUCGAGGGUACCGCGGAUGGCAAGGCGGAGGCGGAUCGUGAGGCAGAACGCAAGCCAACUCGUGAACCGCGGAAGGUGCCUGAUGUGAAGAUUCCAGAUCACCUCCAGGACCAUUCUCUGCUGCGUAUCCUGAGAAAGCAGAUCAUCGCCCUAAUCGCAGACAUGGAUAACACGACCGACGAUGAUGCUGCUGCAAAAUCAAAGAUAUAUUAAUUCAGCGUUCAGCACACCUUAGAUGCACCAUUUGGAGCAAGUAAACAUACUU